Molecule: messenger RNA, 6814 nt
Organism: Drosophila subpulchrella
Lineage: Eukaryota; Metazoa; Arthropoda; Insecta; Diptera; Drosophilidae
Gene: ca
Exons: 15
Coding region: 492-6401 (1969 amino acids)
Source: RefSeq, a predicted model, not a curated record
UUCAGUGCUGCAGUCUUGGCCAUCGGGCACGACAUUCCGCCUUGAUUCGCGUUUUCCGCAGGUUUUCCGCGAGUGAACACCACCCAAAAGGGUGUGAGAAAUAGUGGCUGCUCCUUACGAACCGGACUUUUUGCGGAAAAGUCGGCGGCAGUUGGCUUAACAGUCUGAAAAGUAAAGACUUGUGCGCAGCACGCGUGGCGUUGCCAGACGGUUGCAGCAAUUUACUGUGCUUAUUUUUAGAGUUUUCUUAACUUUUCCCGUUUGUAUGAAGUGCGGAGCGAGGCCGCGCUUUUGGGAAAACGUAACUAUUCCUGAGAAACAGUGGAAAACUGCGUUUCAAUUGGAAAAUCGUUGCGUGACUAGGGCGUUGCCAGACCCGCGGCAGGUCUCACGCGCGCAUCUCUAGUUUGUUUUCAUUCGGAAUUUGGGGAAAAAGCUCCUUGCACUGAUUUUGUAAAUUAAAAUUGGCUUCACCCACGAAUCCCCUCGAGAUGUCGGGGCAGGCGGAGCUCAAGGAGCUGGGCAUGUUCGAGCUGCGCCCGCUGAUCACCAACAUCAGCUGCAAGCUGUCCGCGGUUACCGCUGGCCUGGAUGAAAAGCAGUUCCUGUGCCUGGUCACCGAUGAAAACGAGAUCCUUUUGCGCUACAUCAGCGCCUCCUCCGGCCAGGAGGUGGUCAAGAUGAUAUCCUGGUUCCGCAACCGCGUGAUCCACGACGUCUGCUUCGAUCCGGCGGGCACUUGGCUCCUGGUGCUAUGUUUCGACAACACGCUGCACAUUGUGCCUGCCCUGGCGCUGGUUGACAAGUCCCAUGGACUCUCCGCCUGCUCGCUGUACAGCACCACCCAGGUCACCUCCUACAUCAUACCCUUCGUGGGUCCCCACGAGUGCCCCAACUCCAAGAAGUGCCCUAACCACUCGGCGGGUCUGGGUGAGCAGCCGCCCACAGUGGAGCAGCUGGCCGAGAACAUAGAGCAGGUGCGGCUGCAGGAGGCUGAGGAGGAGCAGGAGAAUGAGCCACUGGGCCACGAUCUGCCCGAGCACAUGUUGGUUCGGAACAGCGGACCAGAGGAGUCGGGUGUGCAGCCACCACAGCAACAGCAGAUGCCGACGAUUGAUGCCACCGGCAACAGUCAGGUGAUGGCCACCUCCUUUAUGGCGUCCAAGACCUGCCCCUAUCCCCUGUCCGUCGUCUGGUGGAAGACCAACAGCGGUCAGAAUAGGGCCAUCAUCGGCUACUCGGAUGGAUCCAUCUGCUUUGUGGGCCUCAGUCCCAACUGCCCCAUGAUUGCGAGCACUGCCAUUGAAAACGGAUCUGUGAUGCGCCUGGUUAUCUGCAAGGACAAGGCCUACGAUGGCGUCAUGCUGCUGAUAACCUCCUCGUUGAAGCAGCAGUUUAAGCUCCUGCUGGAGCAGAAAGCAAUCAAGUACGUUUACCCCGGAGACAGUUCCCCAACGACCCGCGAAGGCGCCUGGCAAAUAGUGAUGUCCGUGCAGGAAAAGCAGCAAAUUGCGGCGACGGGCGCGAGACAAAGCAAUAGUUCCGAUCCGGCCUCGGACAGCAGUCAGUUGGAGGAGGAUGUCUUCGCACCGCCGUCCAGCGAAGAUGCAGCCUGCAGCAGUCAGGCAGCAGCCACCGCCGACUCGACCACCGUCCCGGCGUCCAUCGCAGAGGGUUCAGCUACAACCACAGAUGUGCCACCACCGCCGGCGCCACCUUCUUACAGCGAGGCAGUGGCCCGGCAAAGCGGCGAGCAAGGAGGCGUUCGCUUUCAGCAACAGCAACUGCCAGCGGGCAGCAUGGAUGGCAUUCUGCCCGCCACAAGAGCCCGCCUGGCCUCGCUCAAGAGUCUGGGAUCCAAGAAGCUGCAGGCCAUCAAAAUGCGACUCUCCGAUCAGCGGCAAAAGUUCGAUGAAUUUAUGCCGGACUCGACGAUGGGCUCCUUUGCAAUCAUGGAUUCGCCCUCGGUGACGCCAGAGCCACUGGGCACCACCACCGGAUCCUUUUACACCAUACAGAACCUGCGCAGCACCUUCCUGUUGAGUGCCCUGCACAGCAAUAGCCACAGUUUGACCGUGCACAGCAUAGACAUCAGUCUGAAGCCGCUGUUCGUUUACAAGAUCCCCAAGCACACCCAGGAAAUACUCAUCAGCUCCAACAUACUCUACGGCAUACACUACGUGGACCUGCACUGCCGCAGCGAUUCGGCCAUUUCCACGGCGGCAUCGUCGCUGGAGGAUCCGCUGGUGGCCAAUACGGAAAAGGAGAAUCGGGACGCGGACAUUGAGAAGCUUGAGCAGGAUGUCAGUGCCCAGAAGAGCGAUACGACCAGUGCAACGACCACGGCCACCUCGAGCCUAGAUCAAAGCGAGAUGCCCAGUAACGCCAUCAAUGCCGUCAGCGUGAUAAGCAGCGCAAUGGCCUCUCUGCAUACCUCCGAUGAAGACCGCUUCAAUAAUACGGCUCAGUUAGGUCUCUUCCGCUUCGAGCAUGAAACUGUGCUGCAUUUAUAUCAGAUGGCACAGUAUCGCACUCCCGCCGCCCAACCAGAGACCCUAACCAAAGAGGAGAAGGCCAAGGCUUUUGAGCUUAAGGACAUCCACACGCCUAUGGAUUAUAUCCAGUUCUACGAGACGGCGGAUGUGAGCAGUGAGUUUUCGCUGCGGCAAAUGGAGAUAAUGCAGUCCGAGUUCCCGAAGAUUAACUACGAUCCAAGCUAUGUGAUCACCAAUAAGAAUGUUUACACUAUACAGCUGAGAAAGGAGCCCUUUGAAUUGUUUCUAGAUGCCGCCCUGCAGAACGAGUUUAACCAGUGCCGCGACUUCUGCAACACAUUUGACCUCUCCUUCGAACAGUGCAUCGAGUUUGCCGGGGAUUACCUGCUCAGGCGGAAGAAGAUUACCCAGGCGCUGCUCACGUACAACAAGGCGCGUGUGAAACCGAUACGGACAGCUCUAAAACUGGCCAUGUAUGGACACACAUACGCUUUGAUGCAGCUAAGUGCUAUGGCCCUAAAGUCCACAUAUCUUCUGCGAUCGCGGUACUUGGGACAUCCGCUGCUCAAGGGCAUUUUGAGCGAUAUUACCUACCGGCACUCGGAGGAUGUGCGUGUGAUCCUGCCCGAGAAACAGGAGCAGGAGGAUGUAAUCAGCGGCGCUGUCUGCAGCGAUUAUCACUAUGGCGUGGACGAGUCAAUUAGCGCCCUUCAAAUGUCGCCUUCAUCGCAGUUCCAUUUGGCCAACCUGCUGCUCAUCACGAUGGCCGAGAAGGCAGUGAACGAUAAAAACUACAUACCGCUGUGGAACUUUUUGGUGACGAAUAGCAAAUAUCACACCAACAUGACGAGCAUUGUUCUCUGCCAAAGUGGACUCUUCUCGUCGGCCAUUAUUUUGGCCAAGAUACGGGGCGUCUGUCUGGAUACUUUCAAUGCCCUGAUCAGCGUGGUGGCCCAAGAGUUUGGCUGGUACAACGAGCUCAACGUUUGCCUGUACAACCUGAGCGAGAAUAUAUUUAUGGAGACAAUAACUUACUUGCCGCAUGUGUCCAUGGAUUACUUUGCUUUCAUCCAGGAGAAGCUGGAUCAUAUCAGACCUUGUGUGUUGCAGCGCCUGGCGAAGCAACUGAAUCCUUUUUCUGCCGCUUUACGACCCAUUGUGUCCCACAAUAGUGAUUGCGCGAUAUCGAACGAUAAUAAUCCGCAAUUGUUUGAGUUUUGCAAGAGUCUAAUUGAAACAUAUUUGGCAGUGCUCAUACACAUGGAAUCCCAGCGAGUGAAGCGUGACUCUAUUGUAAAUGCUUUAUCGAAUUUCCGUAUCAACUAUGAAGACAAUCAGUUUGCCAUUGAAUCAUCACGCUUCAAACCGAUCUCAGCUGGUUGUGCCUACUGCGCCUGUGUGGUGGAUGGAACCGCCUACUUCUGGGGCUCCAGCGGCAUUCCUAGUUACUAUAGUGCUCAAAAGUCAACAGAGCCACCGGAGCCUGCGCAUGCUGUGAAAAGUCUGGACCUCCUCUCGCAGCUCAAUUUGCAAGUGCACGCCAUCAAGUGUGGACGACAGCACACACUUAUUUUAACUAAUAAUGGCCUCUAUUCCGUGGGAAAUAACAAUCUCUGUCAGCUGGGUAUUGGUCGGCACAUGCAGAUGGCUUUGCAACCAAUGUUGGUGACAGCAUUGGAUGGCAUGAAUAUUACAAUGCUUGAGGCGGGUCAAUAUCACAAUGCGGCUGUCGCGGAUGGCAAGCUCUAUAUGUGGGGAUGGGGCGUCUAUGGUCAGCUGGGGCAAGGCAGCUGCGAGAAUAUAGCUACUCCACAACUAGUCAGUUUUUUCAAGUUUAAGAAAAUUGUACAAAUAUCGCUGGGCCAUGCCCACUCUUUGGUGCUGUGCAGAGGAAUACCCAACAGAAGCUACAUGGAGGCUAAUUAUUGCGGCAACGAGCUCUACGUGUUCGGCUCCAACCACUUUGGCCAGCUGGGCACCGGCAAUAGUGACCACGGAGGCGACACCAAGACGAACCUGCCAGUGCGCCUGGAUGUGGGCGGCUGCAGCCUAAGACUGAUACACACCAAAUUUUUUACCAAUUUAGCUGUAGACGAAGACGAUCGUCUGUUCACUUGGGGCAGCUCACCGCAGGCUUUGCGUCUGGCCAAUCAAAUCAAGCGUCGCGCUAACGCCAAGCAGAAGAUGGAGGAGAACCAGCAGCGAGAGCUGUUGAGCAAGCAGCUGGAGGCCACUUUGAUGCCGGCACCCAUCCCGAAUACCAGCACCCUGGUGGAGCCCACCACAUCCUAUGCUGCUGUGGUGGCCGGUGCCACUCCGAAGGCCACUAGCGAGACCAAAGAUAGCCAGCAGGGGCAGAACGAGGCUGCGCCAUCAGAUGCUAGGGAAGUAAUUGCCCCGCGAGAGCCGGAAAUACUUAAAAUGGCACCACCGCCUGCCACAGCUCCUGCACCCGAACCGGAUCCCACGGAGCACCUGACGCCUCACUUGGUGGACACCAGCGAGGUGGCAGGCCAAAUUCUGCAGAUCUCCAGUGGCUUGUUCCACUUUUGCCUGAUCUCGUCCAGCUGCACACUCUACACGUGGGGCAAGAACCUGGAACACCAACUGGGCACCGAGGACAAGGAUCGCCGGGCAGUGCUCAAGCCCUCGCCCAUCGACAGCAUCGAACGUCCGAUGUACGUGGACUGCGGCGCGGACUUCACGCUGGUCAUGACCACCGAUCACAUUGUGCGAGCCUUUGGCGGCAACUCGAACGGUCAGUGCGGCCGGGAUUUGGGAGCCAGUCUAGAGAGGAUGCGCCAGAGGGUGGUGUGCCUGCCAACGACUAAGCGAUUGAUGCGUUUCGAGAGCCAGUGCGUGGAAGCGCCAGUGGAGAUCAAUCUGCCGAGGCCACGCAUCCGAUUGGAUCACGAUCCAGUCAGAUAUCUUAAGGUCAUGCCACCAUAUCAGCCGCACUUUUUGCAGCCGGCGAACAUAAGCUUUGAUCAGCGCUACUCGGUGGGCACUCCGAACUACAAGAGCAGCACGGAGCACGCGGCGACUGGCCAGGACUCGGACGAUAUGCUGAGUAGCCUCGAGAACCUGAGUCAGAACGAUGCCAGCUUCUCCUAUAAUGCUCCGGUGCUGGGCGAGGCCCACAGUUCGCUGGAUAUGGACUACACGCCCGAGGAGCAGAGCUAUGUUCCGUUGCCGGACCAGGUCGUGGGUUCUGGGAUGCCCGCACAUGCAGAGCAGUUGCUGGGCAGAGAUGGCGACGACGAUAGCACCUACACGCAGAGCACCGAGGGCUUGGAGGACUCGUCGCUGCAGCAGCUGCGUCACUACAUCCACUACUGUCUGUACGCCUUUCACGGGUUGUACAAUCCCGACAAGAUUGGCGAGUGCGCCCGUCCAAACCGCAACGAGUACCGCAUACGCAUCUGCAUGCUCAACUUUCGAUUCGUGGAGGCCUUUCGGCUGUGCCUGCACAGCUGCGAUUCCGCCCAGCGCACCCUCAAGUUGUUUGAGUAUUUCAGCAAGGACACGGGCUAUGUGCCGCUGAGGAGAUCCGAUCUGAAGCACCUCAUCUAUCACCUGUGUCUGCACUUUCUGGAGCGCAAGUUCGACAUGCUCGAAUGCGAGCGAUUCUUCAUGGGCGAUUUGGAUUACUAUCUGCUGGAGCUGGCCUACGUCUUCUACUUCAACAACAACAACUCGACGCUGGAGCAGAAUCUCAACCAGAAGUUCAAGCAGCUAAUUGCCGCGGCGGACAGUAAUCAGGCGGCCACUUCCGCGGGACAGGAGCACCAGCAGCAGCAACAGCUGCAGGACACCGAUGUCAUAUUCGAUAGCUUUACGGUCAAGUUCAAGACGAUCCUGUGCCAGCGCCUGCUGAGCUACUCGGACUGCGAGGGUGCCAAUUAGCAGUGGCUGGGCCCUGGAGUCCCGUUUCCGGUUCAGAUCCUGAACCCAGUCAGCUUUCGUUCGACACGCGUCAGUUGAGGGCCCGUCGUCUUUGUCGUCUGUCUUGUUUGAUAUGUUUCGUUAUAAAUAUUCGGUCCAAGAACCGGGGACUGCCCUUAAAAUACACACACACACCCCCAAAACCCGAACCCACUUCUUCCCUUACAUGUUUACGCGUAAUUAUAUAUAUACCAUAAUUGUUGUUUGCGGUUAUUUAUACAUCAAAUGCUUUUUACAGCGCUGUUAUUUAAACGAAAUAUUUAAGACAAACAAAUUGUUUAAAGAAUCCAAUUUUUGUAACGCUUUGUUUGCCAUUGGCCACGCCCGCUUUUAUUUGUUUACUCAAUAAACUAAAAAAAAAAAGAAAUCUGAAA